UUUCUAUUCUGCAGGGAUUGUGGAGACUCAUUCCACAAGUACUGUUUCGACCUCACCUUGAAGAUUCCCCCAGAGAAGCGGAACAUGUGGAGAUGUCCGGCUUGUAGGAUCUGCGAGGUGUGCAAAGGCGAGGAGAACUGGGACGAGAUGCUCUGCUGUGAUGAGUGCGACAGAGGGUUCCACAUCUACUGCUUGAGGCCUCCUCUGAAGCAGAUCCCAGCGGAGGGCUGGAGGUGCAGCGAGUGUGUCCGUUGCCUGAGCUGUGGCUCCAAGACCCCCGGGCCCAAGGGGAGCGAUCGGUGGCGAAAGGACUACACCUUGUGCAGUUCGUGCUGGGUGGAGUAUGAGAAGAAGAACUACUGCCCGAUCUGCAAAGUCGUCACCUCCUCCAAGGACAUCAAGAUGGUCAACUGUGACUCGUGCCAGAUGUGGGUGCACGUAACGUGC
Messenger RNA from Guillardia theta CCMP2712, 447 nucleotides. RefSeq lists its product as hypothetical. The record is from RefSeq and is a predicted model, not a curated record. The transcript has a single exon. NCBI's taxonomy places the organism in Eukaryota, Cryptophyceae, Pyrenomonadales, Geminigeraceae. The annotation marks the transcript as partial.